Pomacea canaliculata is the source of this 1912-nucleotide messenger RNA. Its product is annotated as protein lifeguard 4-like. Bases 143 to 856 code for a protein of 237 amino acids. Gene Ontology annotation, cellular component: membrane. The record is from RefSeq and is a predicted model, not a curated record. Lineage: Eukaryota; Metazoa; Mollusca; Gastropoda; Architaenioglossa; Ampullariidae. Gene Ontology annotation, biological process: negative regulation of apoptotic process. The transcript has 7 exons.
UUUUUAGAAAACAGUCACAACGGAAGUUUGGAAGCGACACGGAUUCUGUGGCAGUGUCGAGGAAGAUAAGUCAAACUGAAAUAGCCUCUAAUUUCUGUACUGCCACAGAGUGGAUUAUCUCAGUUUUACUGACUGCAGCAGCAUGGCAGACGGCAAGCUACACGCAAGUGGAAAGACUGGCAUUGUCGAUGAUUUUAUGUACGGUUCCAAUGUCGCUUCGGCGCAUGUCUACAUCCGACUGGGAUUUCUUCGCAAAGUGUAUGGGAUACUUUCUGCUCAGCUACUGACCACCACAAUAUUGGCAUCUAUCUUCCUUCUUCAUGAACCUGCUAAACAGUUUGUGCAAGAGAAACCAUGGAUGUUGUUUGUUUCGUUGAUUGGAACCUUGGGAGUUCUCCUGGCACUUGUGUGGAAACGCAAUGAAACCCCUAUCAACUACAUCUUGCUUGGUGUAUUUACCUUGUUGGAAUCCUAUGCAGUUGGCGUAAUUGUGACACUCUACUCAGUUGUAUCUGUUCUGGAGGCCUUUAUCCUGACGCUGAUGGUUACAAGUGGCCUCACAUUAUAUGCUUUUCAGACCAAACGAGACUUCACUGUUUAUUAUGGCUGUCUCUUUGCUUUUCUCUGGAUCCUUUGCUUAGCAGGAUUUCUGCAGAUCUUCUUUCCUGGUGUGCUGAUUGAGCGAGCCAUGUCUGUUGGAGGAGCCAUGUUGUUCUCCUUUUUUAUCAUUGUGGACACACAGAUGAUGCUGACAAAGUUGUCACCAGAGGAAUACAUCAUGGCGGCCAUCAAUCUCUAUCUUGACAUCAUUAACCUGUUUCUGUAUAUUCUGCGUAUCUUUGGUGAACGCAAAUAAAUGGUUCCCUUUUUAUCUGCUCAGUUUACAUUGUGGGAUUUGCUGUUUUGUUCAAGAUAAGGUCAUAAUUAACAGCUUAUAUGACAUUUACUAUCUUGAGCUAUCCACUGGGUUUCUUCUUUGAUGCAACUUAGCUAAAUUUUUUUUUUUUUUGGUGGCAUAAAUUUUACUUUCAAUUCUUUAAUAAAAAUUGUUAAUAUUCCAGCUAGGUGUUGGGAUAUUUUUUUUUUUUUCAAGUUUUUAUUUUCUUAGCUAAAUUUUUUUUUUAUCCAUUUACUUGGAAAUGGUUAGUUUUAUAUGGUUAUUGGAGGUGACAAUAGAGACCAUUGUUUGCAGGUAUUAAUUACUUGACUUAAACUAUUUAAAUACAUGAAAGUAUGGAAAUAAAUGGAAAGUGCAGAAUACGAGUCACCUGACCAAAACUCAUUGUCUUGCUGUAAGAUGAAACUCCAUCUGCUGGCAGAAAAGGAUAUUGAACUUUUGAAAUAAAAAUUUUUGGGGUUUCAAAGCUUAUAUGAGGCUCCUGCGGUAAGUACAUAUGUCUGUGUGCACUUAUCUUACUAUAUUAUUAGGUGAAGGGAUCAUCAUACUAAAAUAUUUAGCUUUUGUUUAUAAAUAGGCAUAACAACAAUUAACAGAAGUGAUUCUGAUUUUUUGUGUAUUUAAUAUCUUUCUUGAAAUGCAAAGUGGUUAUUUAUUUUCAAAAUCCAUUUUCAUUUUUUGGGUAGAUUGUAACGUUUUGUCAGGAACAGCUCAUGAUGCUACUUUAUUUCAGAGUUUCUUGAAACAUUUCAAGCAUUAUCAAUAUAUUAAGGUGCGAGUUUCAUCACAAUGUACACUAUUUCAAAUGUUCUGCACAGACUUGCAUUGAGGGGCAUAAAAAUUUGAUAUUUUUACAUAACAUAAAAAACUUGAUUUAGUUUUCUCCGAUGCCUAUUUGGCAGAAAUAAUACUAAUACAUGUUAAUAAUUUAUCACCAGUAUAUGCAUCUGAAUUAUCUGUGAUGGUAAAUCAUGGUUUCAUGGUAAAAGUUUUGAAAUAAAAUUGAGAAAAAUU